AGGACUGCAGCAGGACCUUGUUCAGGAUGAAAGGAAAGAUAAUCAAGGAUUUGGAGGAAAUCACAGAAGAAGCUGACUAUGUGAAUGCACCAGAAGGCCCUGCGGAUAAAAAGGCAACGCGUCCAGAGGACACCAAAAAAGAAGCUGCACCAGAAGGCACCGUGGAUACAAAGGCAUCCCCUCCAGGCCUGAGGUUUUUUCUUCCAAUAGCAGUGUGUUGGAUCAUACUGUUAGCCAUCAUGGGUCUCCGUAUCUACUUGACCUCUGAACUUUCUGAAGACAACGCCAAGCAGACUGCAGAGAUCCUGAACCUGACAUCAAGAAUCCAGGAGCUGGAGACAUGGAAGAAUCUCACGGUCUGGUAUGACAACCUGAUACAAGCCUAUACUGUCUUAGAAAGCAACGUGAAAAACCUGAACAAACUAAACCAGGAGCUGGAGACCAAGAAGAACAACUUGACACAGCAAAUACAAAACAUGGAGACAACCUCGAAUGAGCUCAACGUCAGUCGAGCUCAGUGGAGCAUCGAUUCCUACUGCUUAACAAAUAAGUAUAAAAAGUGUCAACCUUGUCAGGUUGAAUGGUAUCUCACUCAGCCCAGCUGCUAUGCGAUGAAUGACCCUCCUUCUCCUGGUUGGAUAACCUGGGAAGAAGCUCGAGAAGACUGCAAAGGAAAGAAUUCAGAUUUGGCUGUUGCACAUAAUCCUGCUGAAAAGAACGACAUCAUCGAUAAAUAUAGCCCGAAUAGUUCAGGAACUAACGGAUUUUGGAUUGGUCUGAGAGUUGAAGAUGGGAAAUGGAAGUGGGCAGAUGGAAGUGAUCUGACUAAUAGCUCCUGGAUAGAUCCUCCUGUUGACGGUCGCUGUGCAAUGUCUGUCAAGUUCAGAAACACAUGGUCAUCAGUGAGCUGUGAAGAGAAACAUCAAUGGAUCUGCCAGAAGAAGGCUUUAACUCUCUCUGUUUAAUCAAAGCAUUCAUACUAAGAAGGUUACUGGAAACUCUUUGAGAAAAAGAUGAAUUACUUGUGAAUAAAAACAAAUUCCAAACAAAAAAAUAAAACAAAAAAAGGAUAAAAAUAGUAAUUCCAGAAACGUUUCACAAACUCGAUACAAACAAUAAAACACAAAAGUUAACUCAUAAUGUGGAUUAUUUUAAAAUGGAUGUACUUUUAAUUUGACUUAA
Molecule: messenger RNA, 1182 nt
Organism: Trematomus bernacchii (emerald rockcod)
Lineage: Eukaryota; Metazoa; Chordata; Actinopteri; Perciformes; Nototheniidae
Product: C-type lectin domain family 3 member A-like
Exons: 8
Coding region: 27-965 (312 amino acids)
Source: RefSeq, a predicted model, not a curated record